UGUUAAAUAUAAAUCUCCAGUCACAUUGCACUGCAAAGCUUGAAACCAAAGACUCGAAGACUGGUUUUUUGAAUUUGAUUAUUUGCUCAAAGGUGCGGGUCUCGCUCAUCACGAGGAGGGAAGGCUUUGAUGACUUCCCACUUUUCGUGUUUUUGAAGAAUUUCUGUAACCGAUUUCUACAUAUCUCUCUCUCCGGAUUGGAGUAAGAUCUUAGGAAUGGCAAAAGAAACUUCAAAUGGGGGUAGCCAUGUGGCCACAAAACCACCUCCAACCCCGUCUCCUUUAAGAAACGCCAAGUUUUUCCAGGCCAACAUGAGAAUCUUGGUAACUGGAGGAGCUGGAUUUAUUGGCUCUCACUUAGUGGACAAGUUGAUGGAAAAUGAAAAGAAUGAGGUGAUUGUCGUGGACAAUUACUUUACCGGUUCGAAGGAUAACCUGAAAAAAUGGAUUGGGCAUCCAAGAUUUGAGCUUAUUCGUCAUGAUGUCACGGAGCCAUUGCUAGUUGAGGUUGAUAAAAUAUACCAUCUUGCUUGCCCUGCUUCUCCAAUCUUCUACAAGUACAAUCCUGUAAAGACAAUAAAGACAAAUGUGAUUGGUACCUUGAAUAUGUUGGGACUUGCCAAGAGAGUUGGUGCAAGGAUUUUGCUUACAUCAACUUCUGAAGUGUAUGGAGAUCCUCUUGUGCAUCCUCAGGAUGAAAGCUAUUGGGGAAAUGUCAACCCUAUUGGAGUUAGGAGUUGCUACGAUGAAGGAAAGCGAGUUGCUGAAACUUUGAUGUUUGACUAUCAUAGGCAGCAUGGGAUUGAGAUAAGGAUUGCUCGAAUUUUUAACACUUAUGGACCUCGUAUGAAUAUUGAUGACGGUCGAGUUGUUAGCAAUUUCAUAGCACAAGCUGUCCGUGGUGAGCCCUUGACCGUUCAAGCACCUGGAACACAAACGCGCAGUUUCUGUUAUGUGUCUGACAUGGUUGAUGGCCUUAUUCGGCUUAUGGAAGGAGAGAACACUGGUCCGAUCAACAUUGGAAAUCCAGGUGAAUUCACGAUGCUCGAGCUUGCGGAGACUGUUAAGGAGCUCAUCAACCCAGAUGUGGAGAUCAUAUCGGUGGAGAACACUCCCGAUGACCCUCGCCAAAGGAAGCCAGACAUCACGAAAGCCAAGGAGCUACUUGGGUGGGAACCAAAGGUCAAGUUGCGCGACGGCCUUCCUCUCAUGGAGGAUGAUUUCCGGACGAGACUUGGCGUCCCCAGAAAGAACUGAGAGGCAUAGCUUACAACUACAAAUGAGUGAAGUUAUCUGAGAAGUGCUUGACAUGGGGAUACACCUUACCCCAACCACCGUGUUCCCAACCACCGUGUUCUUUCUCUCUCUUUUUUUUCUUUCUUUUUUUUUUUUCCUGCUCCAUAUUAUUAUUAUUGUUAUUAUCAUUUGAGUUAAGAAAAUAAAUAGUAGUAAUGCAGUUAUCUGUACGGGUUGCGGUACUUGGUAUGGGUUAGGACGAUACUAAAGUUUAUAAAAAUAAGCUUUUUUGCUUUGUGAAA
Molecule: messenger RNA, 1538 nt
Organism: Morus notabilis
Lineage: Eukaryota; Viridiplantae; Streptophyta; Magnoliopsida; Rosales; Moraceae
Product: UDP-glucuronic acid decarboxylase 6
Exons: 14
Coding region: 217-1257 (346 amino acids)
Biological process (GO): D-xylose metabolic process
Cellular component (GO): cytoplasm
Molecular function (GO): NAD+ binding; UDP-glucuronate decarboxylase activity
Source: RefSeq, a predicted model, not a curated record